UUAUGAAACACGGGUCCUUGUUGUUGCAGAGAAGCAGUUGUUUUGCUGGAAGGAGGAAGUAUACAGGCUGCCUGGGCUCCCUUCCUGCAGCCUCCUCUCAGCAGCCGGUCGCAGGUACCCUGUCCGGAUAAGGAAAGGGCAGGCCCAGGUGUGCAGACUGAAGGUGGGGCAGGGGCCAGCCUGCCCCUUCCUCCAGCACCUUCAUCUUCCCUUGGCCCUGCACGCUGUCCAGGGCUAACUCUUCCUUUGUUGCUUUUUUGGUUCCAUCUUAGAAGAGGCUCUGCUUGACUAAGAAAAAGUAGUUUGAAGGAGGUAGGAUGCAGGAGCUGCGUCUGCUGUGCUGGGUGGUCCUUGUGGGCCUGGUGCAGGCCUGUCCCGAGUCCUGCGACUGUGGGGAAAAGUACGGCUUCCAGAUCGCCGACUGUGCCUACCGUGACCUGGAGGCCGUGCCACCCGGCUUCCCGGCCAACGUGACCACAUUGAGCCUGUCGGCCAACCGGCUGCCGAGCUUACCAGAGGGCGCCUUCAGGGAGGUGCCCCUGCUGCAGUCGCUGUGGCUGGCGCACAAUGAGAUCCGCAGGGUGGCCGCUGGUGCCCUGGCCCCUCUGGGCCAACUCAAGAGCCUGGACCUCAGCCACAAUCUCAUCUCUGACUUUGCCUGGAGCGACCUGAACAACCUCAGUGCCCUCCAGUUGCUCAAGAUGGAUAGCAACGAGCUGACCUUCAUCCCCCGCGACGCCUUCCGCAGCCUUCGUGCCCUGCGCUCCCUGCAGCUCAAUCACAACCGCUUGCACACGCUGGCAGAGGGCACCUUCGCACCGCUCACCGCGCUGUCCCACCUGCAGAUCAACGAUAACCCCUUCGACUGUACCUGCGGCAUCGUGUGGUUCAAGACGUGGGCCCUGACCACUGCUGUGUCCAUCCCAGAGCAGGAUAACAUCACCUGCACGUCACCCCACGUGCUCAAGGGCACACGGCUGAACCGCCUGCUGCCGCUGCCUUGCUCGGCACCCUCGGUGCAGCUCACUUACCAGCCCAGCCAGGACGGCGCCGAGCUGCGUCCCGGCUUCGUGCUGGCGCUCCACUGCGACGUGGAUGGGCAGCCAGCCCCCCAGCUCCACUGGCACAUCCAGACGCCCGGUGGCACCGUGGAGAUUGCCAGCCCCAACGUGGGUGCUGAUGGGCGUGCCCUGCCCGGUGUCCUGGCAGCCAGCAGCCGGCCGCGCUUUCAGGCCUUUGCCAAUGGCAGUCUGCUCAUCCCCGAAUUCGGCAAGCUGGAGGAGGGCACCUAUAGCUGCCUGGCCACCAACGAGCUGGGCAGUGCGGAGAGCUCGGUGAACGUGGCACUGGCCACACCGGGCGAGGGCGGCGAGGAUGCACUGGGGCGCAGGUUCCAUGGCAAAGCGGCCGAGGGUAAGGGCUGCUACACGGUUGACAAUGAGGUGCAGCCGUCGGGUCCUGAGGACAACGUCGUCAUCAUCUACCUCAGCCGUACUGGGGGCCCUGAGGCUGCAGCAGCGGGAGGAGGGAUCUCUGGGAAGCAGCCCCCAGGGCUGCUUCUGCUGGGCCAGAGCCUCCUCCUCCUCUUCCUCACUUCCUUCUAGCCCCACCCCCACCCAGGCUGGGCUGGAGCAGGCCCAAGGCCUCGCUGACUCCUGCGCCUGACGCUGCAGCCGUCCCUUACAAGUGCUGCAGGGGUCUGGGCUUGGCGACUCUCGAAGCCUGCAUCGGGGACUUCCCAUCUUCCUACCUCCCUUUCUCAUCUCUUCUGGAACACUCACCGCCCCAACUUCUAGACUUGCUCAAAGCUAGUGACUAGGACAGAAUUUGAUCCCUUAACUCACCGUCUACGGUGCUAAUUGCUGCUAAUCACAAUGCGCAUGCUCCCUUCUCAGGGGCAGCGUGCUGACAGGACGGUGCCCUAACCAACGGCGGGGGCGGGGGGGGGGCACUCACUGAUGGAAUUCUGGGCACUGGGACUGACAAGCUGCUGAAGGCUAUGGGUGGGGCUUGGGGCUUGGGGCUUGGCAGGGAGGUAGGCUGAAGCAGACAGGGCACAGGAGAUGUAGAGUAGGAUGUAGCGGAAGUGGCUGGCGUGGCUUUGAGGCUCUCUGAUCUGCUUGAGCUCCUGCUGACCUUUGGUGUUCUCUGACGACUUGGGGGCUUGGGAGGCUCUGCCCUCAUCUCAGACAGGACUGGAGUAUCCAGAAUGUCAUUCAUCUCCUCACCCUUCCUCCCUCAGUGUGCCCCUCCAUCCUGGACACCUGCCCUGCCUUCCUCUCCAGGUAUGCAUCUGUAGCCUGCCCCUCCAGAGAGGUCAGGCAGCCUGGGGGCGGCAGAGAAAUAAACAGCAUUUCUGAUGCUCCCCUGCA
Balaenoptera acutorostrata (minke whale) is the source of this 2372-nucleotide messenger RNA. It is a transcript of the gene ISLR, whose product is annotated as immunoglobulin superfamily containing leucine rich repeat. Gene Ontology annotation, molecular function: protein binding. NCBI's taxonomy places the organism in Eukaryota, Metazoa, Chordata, Mammalia, Artiodactyla, Balaenopteridae. The coding region runs from base 318 to 1604 and encodes 428 amino acids. The transcript is spliced from 2 exons. The record is from RefSeq and is a predicted model, not a curated record.